CACAUUUCGUGAAACUGCUCGCGAAGCCGCGAAGAAGAAGCAACCACCGUCGGCCACCAUGGGUUCAGGUGAGGAGGAGGAAGCACCAGCGACACAAAGACACGACAGAUCCCGACAAUCCGUGACGCCACGGAUGACCUCUCCGCUGUUUGUCUGUCCCCGGUGUGGUUGUGUGUUCAGGCAAGCCUCACGGAAUAUUGGCGGCGCGUAAGCUGGUCAACCGCCGCAAGCGUGAACUGUAAGCACACCGCAUCCCUCUCGUCACCGGGAGGGCGAGGGGAGGGGGGACAGACAGACCGGUGUGGACGUUCCCUCCUCUCUGUGUGUCGUCUGUGGUUGUGUGUGUGGCGGUGUAGAUGGGCUGACAAGCAAUACAAGCUUGCGAACCUCGGCACUCGGUGGAAGGCCAAUCCCUUCGGCGGCACUUCACACGCCAAGGGCAUCGUCGUCGAGCGAGUCGGCAUCGAGGCCAAACAGGUGGGUGCGGUGCUGACACACCGUCCACACACAAAGGACGACACGACACGCGGCUGUCCUCAUGUCCACGUGUGUGGCGGCGCCUGCCUGCUUGUCUAUGUCUGUGUGGAUGUGCGUGUGUGCGUGCAGCCGAACUCUGCCAUUCGUAAGUCUGUUCGCGUGCAGCUGAUCAAGAACGGCAAGAAGAUCACCGCCUUCGUCCCCAGGGACGGCUGCCUCAACUUCAUCGACGAAAACGACGAGGUCACAAAACACACCCGCAGGCCAACACACAACACACAACCCAACCACACGGUUGGUUCUUUUGUGGGUCUGUCUGGUGAUGUAUGUGUGUGUGUUGCGUGCGUGUGGUGUUAUGGUGUAUGAGGACACACAGGUGUUGGUUGCCGGCCUUGGUCGCAGCGGUCACUCUGUGGGCGAUUUGCCGGGUGUGCGUUUCAAGGUCGUCAAGGUGUCGGGCGUGUCGCUGCUCGCACUCUUCAAGGAGAAGAAGGAGAAGCCGAGGUCAUAGACACCCCAGCAUGAGACGCGACGAUGCUCGGAGCGGUGUCUGCCAGACGGACGCACCACGAUCAUGUGUGCAUGUUUGAUUGAUGCAUUCAUGUCGGUCAGGAGUGCCCGUGUGGAUGUGUGCGCAUGGCAGAGUGGACUGGACGUACACGUGAGUGACGUGAGUGACCUGUCUUAUCUGAAUCUGUGCGUGUGAUCCGAUAACCGUGGGAGUUUGCCAAUUACUUACGUGGCUAACUGGAGUGUACAACCAACUACAUGCAAUCAAUGCACAACCUCCCGCGUGCACACGCCCAUCCCAUCCCAUCCCACACGUAGACGCCGCGUCCAGUUGCAUUCAUUCGUGGGCCACUGACUGCACUGCAUGUGUGUGGGAAAGCCAGUGGCGCCUGUGCAACGAUCGAUGGCAGUGAGCUGAGGUGAGGAUGUAAUAUCAAUGGGCGGCAGAGAGACAGCUGACAGACAGACAGACUGACAGAC
Molecule: messenger RNA, 1467 nt
Organism: Vitrella brassicaformis
Lineage: Eukaryota; Vitrellaceae
Source: the annotation of a GenBank genome assembly